AUGGGCAACUGCUGCUGCCCGGGGUCGUCGUCCGCGGAGCCCGCGCUGCCGCCGGACUCCUAUGCCGGCUCGUCGCGCCCCGUGGGCAGCGCCACGGUGCCCCCGCCGACCUCGGUGUCGUCGUCGGCGACCACGGCACCCACGCCAAACAAGCCCCCGGCCCCCAUCGGCCCCGUGCUGGUCCGCCCGAUGGAGGACGUCAAGAGCACCUACACCGUGGGCAAGGAGCUCGGGCGCGGGCAGUUCGGCGUCACGUCGCUGUGCACGCACAAGGCCACGGGGCAGAAGUUCGCUUGCAAGACCAUCAGCAAGCGGAAGCUGUCCACCAAGGAGGACAUCGAGGACGUGCGGCGCGAGGUGCAGAUCAUGUACCACCUCUCCGGCCAACCCGGCGUCGUGGAGCUCAAGGGCGCCUACGAGGACAAGAGCAACGUGCACCUCGUCAUGGAGCUCUGCGCCGGCGGGGAGCUCUUCGACCGGAUCAUCGCCAAGGGCCACUACACCGAGCGCGCCGCCGCCUCGCUGCUCCGCACCAUCGUCGAGAUCGUGCACACCUGCCACUCCAUGGGCGUCAUCCACCGCGACCUCAAGCCCGAGAACUUCCUCCUCCUCAGCAAGGACGAGAACGCGCCGCUCAAGGCCACCGACUUUGGCCUCUCCGUCUUCUUCAAAGAAGGGGAGGUGUUCCGGGACAUCGUCGGCAGCGCCUACUACAUCGCGCCGGAGGUGCUGAAGCGGAGCUACGGGCCCGAGGCCGACAUAUGGAGCGUCGGCGUCAUCGUCUACAUCCUGCUCUCCGGCGUUCCGCCAUUCUGGGCAGAAUCGGAGCACGGCAUCUUCAAUGCCAUCCUGAGAGGGCAGGUCGACUUCACCAGCGACCCAUGGCCGCGCAUCUCGCAGGGCGCCAAGGACCUUGUCAGGAAGAUGCUCAAUCCUGACCCUAAGCAGCGGAUUUCUGCAUACGACGUCCUCAAUCACCCGUGGAUCAAAGAAGACGGCGAGGCGCCUGACACGCCGCUGGACAACGCCGUUCUCGGCCGGCUCAAGCAGUUCAGAGCUAUGAACCAGUUCAAGAAGGCUGCUCUGAGGGUUAUCGCGGGAUGCCUGUCAGAGGAGGAGAUCAGGGGGCUCAAGGAGAUGUUCAAGAGCAUGGACUCCGACAACAGCGGCACGAUAACCGUGGACGAGCUGCGGCGAGGGCUGGCCAAGAAGGGCACCAAGCUCACCGAGGCCGAAGUCCAGCAGCUCAUGGAAGCUGCCGACGCCGACGGGAACGGGACGAUCGACUACGAGGAGUUCAUCACGGCGACGAUGCACAUGAACAGAAUGGACCGGGACGAGCACCUCUACACCGCGUUCCAGUACUUCGACAAGGACAACAGCGGGUACAUCACGAUGGAAGAGCUGGAGCAAGCCCUGAGGGAGAAGGGGCUGCUCGACGGCCGAGACAUCAAGGACAUCGUAGCAGAAGUCGACGCCGACAACGACGGGCGGAUCAACUACACCGAGUUCGCGGCGAUGAUGAGGAAAGGGGACCCGGAGCCAUCCAACCCCAAGAAGCGGCGCGACGUCGUCCUGUAG
Miscanthus lutarioriparius is the source of this 1581-nucleotide messenger RNA. Lineage: Eukaryota; Viridiplantae; Streptophyta; Magnoliopsida; Poales; Poaceae. The record is from the annotation of a GenBank genome assembly.